AUGCCGGUACCGGCAAGUGUAACCCUCCCGGAGGACUACCAGGUCCCCGCAGACUACCAGGUGUCCAACGGCCACAAUGGCGCCGACGGCACCUUCAUUCAACCAUGUACGACUCUGCUCACAACAAUCCCGGACUUCAAUACUUCUCUAGAUGAACGCUAUCUGGUUACAUCGCCUUAUACCACCCAAGACCACCUUCUGGACCUUGACACGCUCAAUUGUUCCCAACGACUUCUGGCGGUCGCCCUUGCAUCCCUUCAAUGCACUCGGCCUGAUUAUGCGACAGCUCCUUACAACGUUUCCUUUAAUUGGGAUACAGUCAUCAGCACCCUCAAGCAUUCUACAGCUCACCAAGGACACCACUGGCAACGUGAGCACUUUUACAUUGUAGUUUUCCGCUCACAGGUACCACCCAGCACAUCCCGAACCGAAUUGGGUAGACUGGAUGAACGCAGUCAUACAGAAGCUAAUCAAAGUGGCGGUUUACUGAAGUAUUGGUUUGGUGUACCCGAUGGGAAGGGCAGGAACUUAGCAACGUGCAUCUGGCGCUUUCAGUCAGACGCGAGACCUGGCAGCGUGGGAGCCGGACACAAAGCUGCUGCGAGAGCGACUCGGGACUUGUAUACGGAAUGGCAUAUCGAGCGGCUCAGAUUGGUCGUUGAAGCGGGCGUGAAUGGAUGGAGUAUUGAGGAAUGGACUGACUGA
This is a messenger RNA of Bacidia gigantensis, 705 nucleotides long. RefSeq lists its product as uncharacterized. Lineage: Eukaryota; Fungi; Ascomycota; Lecanoromycetes; Lecanorales; Ramalinaceae. The coding region runs from base 1 to 705 and encodes 234 amino acids. The record is from RefSeq and is a predicted model, not a curated record. The transcript has a single exon.